AUGAGGUAUUCAUACGUUUUUUCUGCCGUUGCGGCCUUUGCCGUGGUCGGAGCUCAAGACAUCGACUUCGCUGGAGUUGAUGCUACGCCUGACCCAGUCAUCAACAUCAUUCCCGGCUUGAAGGAACAAGCAGUUCCUUUCGAAGUAACUGAGGCUAUUGCGGAUGUCGUCUCCGAGGUUGUCGCUGAUCCUCUCGAUGUCAAGCCUGUGUCUGAGCCUUCAGCCGUACCGGAGGUCAAGAAGCAUCUGAGGCGUGGGGCCUGCGACCCUGAGCCCAGCAACCCCAACACUUAUGGCUUCGACCUGUCAUCUGCCAGCAAGUUCCGCGCCGACUCCAAGAUCGCAUCUGUAGCCAAGGGUGCUUCCACACCAUCCGGAUACUUCAACACCUUCACAAACUUGCAGGGUGCUAGCAGUGCCUACGGAUAUCUUGGCUACAAAGUAGUCGAGAGCUACGACCCUUCUCACUGCGCAUCUGAGUGUAACUCCAAGGAUGGAUGUCUCGGCUUCAACAUCUAUGUCGAGCGCGACCCUUCGGCAAACCCAGGACCUGACUGCCGAGACCCCGAAGCUGUUGCCAACAUCAAGUGCUCGUUCUGGGGCGGACCAGUCUACACCGACACUGCCAACAACAACGGCCAGUGGCGAGAACAGUUUGAAGUCGCCAUCGCUGGAAGCAACGGCUACUCGUCUCUCACGACACAGUCUGCUGAGGGCUACAAGCAGGUCGAGCUCAAGAACAGUGCGAUCAACUCUCCUCUCGACUGCAACAAGCAAGGCUCUUACAUGGGCUACAAGCUCUUCGUUCAGCCCGCAUUCGAUGCCAAGCUCUGUGCAGCUGCCUGCAAGGAGCAGAACAAAUGGGCAACUGAACACCUACCUGCCGAUGGCAAGCCGCAGUUGUGCCGCUACUUCAACACCUACAUUCUGCUCAAGAACGGUGUUUCGCAGGGUCAAUACUGCUCCAUGUACACUCAGGAGUGGGAUGCUUCUUUCGCCACGAACGAUGGACAAUACCGCGGCGACGAUCACUACACUAUCCAGUACAGCUUUGGUUUCACGGAUGAGAGCGAUGCUGGUGUACCCGUCUGCCCCAGUGACAUUUCUUAUCUCAAGUCAAGCGGCGACGAGUUCUGCAGCAGCUACAUCGGCUACGCCCAGCCGACUACAACCGCAACCACAACCGCAAUCAUUACACCAGCUCCCCAGACUGCUACCAUCACAAGGACAGUUACGAGCACCUCCACCUCUGGAGUCGCCAUCGUUACUGCAGCCAAGUUCAACGGCAGACACGCCAGACGUGCGGAUAACAGCACCGAAGUGACCAACGACGUCGUUGUCGACCCUUACGAGAUCGCCAUCGUGGACGUCAAGACUUUCUCGCACGAGGAUGACGCAAGCAUCCCGAAGCUCAACGAAACCAUGGCAGCGGAGCUCAACAGGGCAGUCGAGAAGCGUGAUCUCACGAUUCCUGCCUCCAUCGCAGCCUGGCCCACUAGCAAGAUCUCCGCGGCUUGCUCUCAGGUCGCCACCGGCACUUCCACUACAACCCAAACAAUCACCACAACUGCCGCGACCCCCUUGGCGACUGAGACCAAGAACUUCCAAACGGUCGUUGUCGUCCAAAGCACCUGCACCAUUCCCGUGCCGAGACCAACAGCGCCUUCGUACACUAAGAUCGUAGGUGGUGACCCAUCGGAAGGUGUGCCCAUGGUUCCCGGACCUUCCGACGGCCGCUACUGGCAACAACAAUUCACCCUCAACCUGCCUUUCCCGGUCAAGGUCUUCGAAACAUCAACCACUCAGAUUGCCAUCAGCGUCAGGGGUGUCAUCAGCGUAGGUUCCUACCAGUUCAAUGCUUUCGCCGACGAACUGUACGUCUACGGCCCGGGUUGGAACCAAGGUCUCUUCUACCGUGUCGACGGUGACAUGGGCUCUCGCAAAAUCCAUUUCUCGUGGUUCACUGGCUCUUACUACUGGGGCCAUGAGCGCUUCCAUAUCACUGCCAGCUUCGACGAGGCUAAGCCCGGUAUCCUCACCAGCAAGAUCUACGAUACUUGGGGCCAGGUUACCCCCAGGCGUACCAUUUCCGUCGCUGGACCUGACAAGAACGUCGUUUUCGCCCAGCCGGGAUCCACCAACGUCCACGAAGGCCAGGAGAUUACUUUCGAUACUACUGGCGCCGGUAGCGUCUCGGCCAAGGACUUCGAUCGCGUCGAAUGCUGCAAGAAGACUGGAUGGGAGUGGCAUGUGUGCUCUGAGGUCUAA
Messenger RNA from Alternaria arbusti, 2268 nucleotides. RefSeq lists its product as uncharacterized. Lineage: Eukaryota; Fungi; Ascomycota; Dothideomycetes; Pleosporales; Pleosporaceae. The transcript is spliced from 2 exons. The coding region runs from base 1 to 2268 and encodes 755 amino acids. The record is from RefSeq and is a predicted model, not a curated record.